Molecule: messenger RNA, 744 nt
Organism: Trichomonas vaginalis G3
Lineage: Eukaryota; Parabasalia; Trichomonadida; Trichomonadidae
Product: spectrin binding
Exons: 1
Coding region: 1-744 (247 amino acids)
Molecular function (GO): protein binding
Source: RefSeq, a predicted model, not a curated record
AUGAUCCAUUAUGCUUGCAAAGAAGGAUUAAGCGAAAUUAGAAAUCCUUACAAAGCAACACCAGUUAUCGUUGCUAGCUCGUGCGGAAAUGUAAAAUUAACGCAAUACUUAAUUGAAGGUGGUUGCAAUCGCGAAGCAGUCAAUAAGCAAGGCAACAACUGUUUGAUGUCAGCUGCCGGCAAUGGAAAGGUUGAUGUUGUUAGAUAUUUAACAAGUAUCGGAUUUGGCAAGGACUGGUGUCGCCAAGAAGACGGCCUGAAUGCCAUUCUUUAUGCUUGUCGAGAAAAUCAACCUGAAGUUGUCAAAUUCUUAAGAAGCGUUGGCUAUGAUAUUAAUUCUAAAGCUAAAGAUGGUCAAAAUUGCAUUUUCUUUGCUUCCAUGAAAGGCAAUCUUGAUCUUAUUCAAUAUCUUGUAAAUGAAGGCGCGGAUCCCCAAGCAAGGACUGCUCAAGGUUCGACACCAUUCCAUGUUGCUGCCGAAAAUGGCCAUCUUGCAGUUGUUAAAUACUUCCAUCAAUUGGGAUGCGAUAUUAAUGUUCAAACUCUCAAUAACAAAACACUACUUCAUGUCGCUACUGAUUUUGGACAAAUUCAAGUUGUCGAAUAUUUGAUUUCAAUCGGCUGCAAACUCAAUGAAAAAGAUCAAACAGAAAAAACACCACUUGGUGUUGCAAAAGCAAGAAAGGAUAGAAAUGAAACGAUGGGAAAGAUCUUCAAGAUGCUCAAGAAGGCCGGAGCAAAGUAG